GAGGAAAAGCAACGUUCGGCAUCUGAAUCAGAGUAUACAUUCACAAGAAGAAAGUGAAGGGGAGGCGUCUUGCUGUGAAGUCAGGAAAAUGGUUCAGUUAGGAGAAGCCCUCAGUUUAGGUGAUUCGGCUUUUUUAGAGAGUUAUGUUGGGGUAAUUCAAAGGCAUCUGGACCGUGAGAAGGAGGACUGGCAGAAGCAGCAAUAAGCUUCCUAUGCAGAGACCAAAAUGCAGGAUUAUUCUGACAGUCUUGUUUUGCGUUUAUGGAAUGCCCCAUCUGUUUCGUGGUUUGGAAAUAUAGCGGAAGGUAGGAAGUGGGGUUUAUUGUCUUUAUGGAACCAAUCUAAAUUUGAGGUAGCAAACAUUGAGUAUGGGCAUGGUUGGGUGGCUUUGUUCGGUGCUCAUAAAGCUAGUGGUUUUCGUUGUGUAGCUGUUGGGAUAUCUGCUCCUUGCUGCACCAGAGAGCGAAGACGGUUGUGGGGAGAGUUAUGUCCAUUGAAGCAUGCCUUUGAGGACCCCUGGUUCUUGAUAUGGAUGUGAACAUGAGCUCUCACUUGAGCAAAACGUUUUUGGUGGCAAAGUCUAAAAACUUCCCUUGCUAGAGAGAGAGAGAGAGAGAGAGAGAGAGAGAGAGAGAGAUUUAAUGUAUAGAUCGCAAAUAUCGCCCUAAUUCUCGUGAUCCAAGACUCUGCUCAUAUAUAUAUAGAAGUUGCAAAAAUGGGGGGUGGCGACAUUCAUAUUGAUCAUCAAGAAGAAGGGCUGAGGAGGAGAGGAUGUGGAUGCAGCUGCUCGAAGAACGAUUUCUUGCCGGAGGAAUCAUUCCAAAGCUUUGGAAAUUAUCUUCAAGCACUUAAAGAAACUCCCAUGAGGUUCAAAGACAGGCUCCUGACUCGAUCCAAGGACACGACGGAGAUCCAUGAGAUCAAGGCCAGAAGUGAGCAUGAGAUGAAGAAAACCCUAACUUGGUGGGAUCUCAUAUGGUUCGGCAUUGGUGCUGUCAUUGGUGCUGGCAUUUUCGUCCUCACCGGACUUGAGGCCAGAGAACAUGCUGGUCCUGCCGUCGUCUUGUCUUACGUUGUUUCCGGUGUUUCUGCCAUGCUUUCUGUUUUCUGCUACACCGAAUUUGCUGUGGAAAUCCCCGUUGCAGGUGGUUCUUUUGCUUAUUUGAGGGUAGAGCUAGGCGACUUCAUGGCCUUCAUUGCUGCUGGCAACAUCUUGCUUGAGUAUGUCAUUGGUGGUGCUGCUGUUUCUAGGGCAUGGACAUCCUACUUUGCCACUCUUUGUAACCACAAACCAGAUGAUUUCCGUAUCAUAGCCCAUAGCCUUCCUGAUGACUAUGGCCACCUUGAUCCCAUUGCUGUUCUUGUUGGUGUUGUGAUUUGUAUCCUUGCAGUCCUUAGUACCAAGGGCUCGUCACGCUUCAAUUAUGUUGCUUCCAUCAUCCAUGUUGUAGUGAUCCUCUUCAUCAUUGUUGCUGGUCUUGCCAAAGCAGACACAAAAAAUUACGCUGAUUUUGCUCCCAAUGGUGCCCAUGGUAUUUUCACGGCUUCAGCGGUGCUUUUCUUUGCCUAUGUUGGAUUUGAUGCUGUUUCGACCAUGGCAGAAGAAACCAAGAAUCCUGCUCGAGAUAUCCCGAUCGGUCUCGUUGGCUCAAUGGCAAUAACUACACUAGCAUAUUGUUUGCUAGCAGUAACUUUGUGCCUGAUGGUGCCAUACAAGAUGAUUGAUGUGGAUGCCCCAUUUUCAGUAGCAUUUGAGUCUGUAGGUUGGGGUUGGGCUAAGUACAUUGUUGCUGCUGGUGCAUUGAAAGGCAUGACAACUGUUUUGCUCGUUUCUGCUGUGGGGCAGGCGCGGUAUCUCACACAUAUUGCACGGACUCACAUGAUGCCACCAUGGUUAGCUCAUGUUAAUGCAAAGACUGGGACCCCGGUAAAUGCCACUGUUGUCAUGCUUGCUGCAACUGCUAUCAUUGCCUUUUUCACCAAGCUUGAUAUUCUAUCCAACCUUCUUUCCAUCUCCACACUGUUUAUCUUCAUGCUUGUGGCUGUGUCUCUUCUUGUGCGCCGCUACUAUGUUAGUGGUGUGACAACACCAGUAAAUCGCGUCAAGCUCAUUGUGUGCAUUGUGGCCAUUCUUGUUUCUUCAAUUGCAACAGCUCUUAUUUGGGGUACGUCCGAUCAAGCUAGUUGGAUUGGGUAUGUGAUCACCAUACCGAUAUGGUUCUUUGCUACUUUAGCACUCAAGAUUUCUGUCCCACAAGCAAGGGAUCCAAAACUAUGGGGUGUUCCGUUGGUGCCAUGGCUACCAUCUGCUUCAAUUCUCAUCAACAUGUUUCUUCUGGGAUCAAUAGACGUGCAAUCAUUUAAAAGAUUUGCUGUAUGGACUGGAAUUUUGUUGAUAUACUACUUGCUGUUUGGAUUACAUGCCUCCUAUGACACAGCAAAGGCAUCGGGAGAGAACAAGGAUGAGGGUGGUUUCAAGAAUGUUGAAGACGGCACUGUCUCUUCCCAGAAUGACGCCUUGUGAGGUUCAAUUAGAGUUAAAAUUUAGAAAUGUACUUUCCAAAAUCUGUCAGGUUAUUAAUCUCCUUACACAUGUAUGCUUCUGAUAGAGAAGCGAUGAACAUCAACAGGCUGCAAUAAGCAUUGUACUCAACAUUUGUGUCGGCAGGCAUCAGCCUCAUAGCUUUUUGUUCUAUUUGUCAGUUAAGAAAUGGAAAUAGAAGGCAAAGAAGAUGCCAUUAUCACA
Molecule: messenger RNA, 2746 nt
Organism: Populus trichocarpa (black cottonwood)
Lineage: Eukaryota; Viridiplantae; Streptophyta; Magnoliopsida; Malpighiales; Salicaceae
Product: cationic amino acid transporter 1
Exons: 4
Coding region: 716-2524 (602 amino acids)
Biological process (GO): transmembrane transport; amino acid transport
Cellular component (GO): plasma membrane
Molecular function (GO): L-lysine transmembrane transporter activity; L-glutamate transmembrane transporter activity
Source: RefSeq, a predicted model, not a curated record